This is a messenger RNA of Ricinus communis (castor bean), 2049 nucleotides long. RefSeq lists its product as uncharacterized. Lineage: Eukaryota; Viridiplantae; Streptophyta; Magnoliopsida; Malpighiales; Euphorbiaceae. Bases 423 to 1538 code for a protein of 371 amino acids. The transcript has 6 exons. The record is from RefSeq and is a predicted model, not a curated record.
AAAAUAUAGGAAUUAAAACUUUCUAACCAGUAAUAUAGAGCGGAAAAGAGGCACGUGAUGCGUGCGUGUCGAGAUUUAAGCGGCGAGGCGAAUUUUGCCAACUUAGAGACGCAACCGUUGAAAAAUCAAAUUCUACAUGAGCAGAAGCGGAGCAGUCGCAAAAUUUCCAACAGAAAAAUCAUCAUCAUCAUCGCCAUCGUCGUUAUCGUCUCCUCUUCCUUAUCCAGUCAAUACACUUUCUUGCUGUCUUCCAAAUCUAAAAAUUACAAAAAGAACAGAUAUAAAGAAAAAAGAUAAAUUUAUAUGCACACUUUUAAAAAUAAAAACAUUCUUUUCUUCCUUUCUUAAAACCUAGUAAAACCUCUUGAGAAAAAAAAAAAAAAAAAAACCUAGUAAAACCUCACUUUAUAAAUUAUGACAUAAUGUCCAACGCUAUAACUCGGACUCGCUCCUGUGACCGAUUCUGUAAUCCACCGCCGAUAAUGAUACAGAAACAACUUCAGCGAGCGUUGAAUACCGGCAGCCGAGUCUACUCGGACGAAUCCGCAUUGUGUAUUUCUAACUCACUUUUGCCUAAUGCAGACUCGUAUUUGACUAAUUUAGAUCGCAUAAUUGAAUCGAUUACUCCUACUGUUCGUGCUCAAAACUUCGCCGAGGCAAAAUUAGGGGGUUGGAAAAUACGUGAAGCUGAUAUGCGGCCAUUCUUUUGCCUUGGGGAUCUAUGGGAAUCAUUCAAAGAGUGGAGUGCGUAUGGAGUAGGAGUUCCUCUCCUAUUAAGUGGGAAUCACACUGUUAAACAGUACUAUGUCCCAUCCCUGUCAGGCAUACAACUGUAUGUAGAACCAAGUAGGGACAGGAGGCAUGGCGAGGAUAGUGACUUUGAGUCUUCACAGGAGGCAAGUUGUGCUGGUGGUAAUGAAUGUGAAGCAGAAAAGCAAGCCAAAGGUGGUGUUGAUGGAGUGUGGGGUAGGCAUAGGCAUAAUAUCAUGAACCUAAACCCGCAGGGACUGCAGAGACUUAGUUUAAGAGAUCAAAAUCUCAAUAAUUUAUCCAGCUCACAUGGGCUGCUUGUUUUUGAAUAUUUGGAGCAAGAGCAGCCUCGUCGUCGUAAGCCUUUAUAUGAUACGGUUUCAACACUUGCAUCUGAAUUCCCAGAUAUCAAAACCUACAGGAGCUGCGAUUUAUCGCCUGCAAGUUGGGUUUCUAUAGCUUGGUAUCCAAUAUAUAGAAUACCAAUGGGUCCGAUGCUACAAAAUCUGGAUGCAUCAUUUUUGACCUUCCAUUCCUUGUCCACACAUUCUAGAAGCAAGAAUCCGAUACAGUUUGAUAUGCUAAAUGCCAGGACGGCCUAUGGGAUGGUUUCUUCUUCCAAAACUGCUCUGCCUGUUUUUGGCCUUGCUUCUUAUAAGUUGCAAGGUUCAAUAUUAACCUCAGGUGAAUGGGAGCAAGCAAGUUCAUUAUUGCAGGCUGCUGUCAACUGGCUUCAACAUUUGGAAGUUAAUUCUCCCGAUUUUCAGUUUUUUGCUUCACAUAAUUAGAAGUGGUGAUGUAGUGGGGGGAUGUAGGUGAAGAAAUUCAAGGUGAAAAUGUUUGCGUAAAAAAGACAUUUUUUCAUGCCAAACAAUUCAUUCUGCUGUUUGUAAGUUCUCUCCCUCAUAUCAAGCUAGCAGUAGCAUCCUCUUGGGAGUUGGACUCUCUCUCUUAAUCUACAUGGUGUCAAAAGAACUUGUAAUCUGGGCAUAUUGGUAAGCAGUCACCAUACCUACUCUCCAACGGCAGUAGCUCUGAGCACAUGGUAUCUUCUAAUUUAUCAGGUCUUUCGUUGCCUAGGUUUAGAGUAGGCUCUUAAAGUUGAUUUUUGAUUUUUUAAUAGUUGUAUAGUUCUUUUUCCCUAGGCUUUAGGGAUUUAUAACGAUUUAAAAAUGGUUUAAUAUUUCAUAAUGUUGUCAUUGCCGGUGAGCACGGUACUGAUUCCACAUAGAUUUUUAGCAUUACGGUGCUCUAUAGGAACGAGAAUUAAAUCUUGGAAUUCGUUUCCUUUGCCCUUUC